Messenger RNA from Somion occarium, 2964 nucleotides. The record is from the annotation of a GenBank genome assembly. Lineage: Eukaryota; Fungi; Basidiomycota; Agaricomycetes; Polyporales; Cerrenaceae.
AACCAUGAUUCGAAGUGGCGUUUGCGAUUGUGAGGAAGCGCCGAGAGGAUGGCUGAUGGACACUGGAUGGACAGUAUCCGUUGGUUCUCGUAAGUUCGGAACGGGCUCACUUGGCAGUCGGGGCUACAGCCGCCUCGAUCACGUCGAUGAUGGAGCCAAAGGCUCAACUAUGCAAGACCUUGCGUGACCCGGCUUGUCUUUUCUUUCUUCCGUUCAAUGACUUUAUAAGACUCUCACUGACUCACCUUCCUUCUACAUAUAGUGCACUUUCUUCGUGUCCCUCACCUGCUCUGUAUCUCACCUAAGGCUCCACUUCUUUGAUUCUACAUAAAUGAUAUCUGCAGUACAGCACUUUCCACCAGAACUGCUCUCUCUGAUCUGUGCUCAUGUCUACGCCGCUGGUUUACCACCUAAAGUGUCUUCGCUUGACCCCCUAAUCACUUCAAGCGAUCUCGUACCAACCGCUUUACCUUCUUCAUAUCCACCAUCAUACUGGCCGGACUGCACCAUUCGCCAGACACUGCACAACCUCUGUCUCGUUAACAAUGCAUGGGACGAGGCCGCCAAACCUUGGCUCUGGCAGAAAGUCGAGGUAAGACUUCCACACGAUUGGUUAUCCCUGGUAGAGGAAAUCGCUAGUGGCGAUGAGGACGAGGAGCUAGAUGAGGCGCUCCUCGUCGACCAAACCAUUCAGGAGGCUACCAACGCCGCUUUGGCUACGAGAAACAUCUUCGGAGAGCAGUGUCAGGCAGACCUGGCGAAGGAGCUUCAUGAGAGGCUCAUCGCAACCUUGAGCGGCCCUGAUGGUUCCAUUCCUCCAGAACUUUUGUCCCCUCCUGCGACUCGCGACCCUAGCCCUAGACGUCUUCGAGCGAAAAGCAAGUCUCCUGCUCGUUGGAAACUCAUGAGGUCCAUCAGCGACGCUGUACAGAAUGUCAUGCUUCAGGAUCAUCCCGGACUUUACAUCCCUGUCCCACAUGAUCCUCGUCCGGGGCGAUUCAUCCGUCACCUAGACUUCAACCAUUUCCGUACCAUCGGCAUGAGACGUUCCGUAGAAGAAGGCUUCACUAACAGAUUUGUGACCGGCGAUCGUCUGCAAGCAGUACUGAAGGAAAUGCCGAAUCUGUCUGCGUUUGGCGCGACCGAGUACAUGGAUGGCGCCUUGAACUUCUCCGUGAUCCAAGAGCUGUUCUUGCGCGGAUCGCUCUCUCGUGGGCGUGGUCGACCAUCACGAGGACGAGAUGUCGUUGUACAUGACCCAACUAACCCGGAAGAAGAAGACCGUGAGCGACGACGCGAAUGUAAGGAACUAGAGGCUUUGGACUUGACUGGCUGUGUUAGCGCAGUCUUCGUCAAAGCUCUCACAGACUUCGUAAAUACCCAUCUCAUCCAAAAUACCGCCGAUUCGGACUCCGGCGAAAGCGAUGACGAAGGUUCGCGUCCCCGCAGUCGAGGCAGGCCAAGAAAUUCAAUGGAGGAAGAUCCUUUAGUCUUUCCCAGCCUGCGAAGACUUGGACUGCGCGGCGUGAAGUCUGUACAGCCUCAAAUACUGAAUGCUCUCGCCCUUGCAUUCCCAAGUCUUACGCAUUUAGAUCUUUCGUGUACACGUAUCACGCCAGACCUGCUCACUGCCUUCGGAUCGUCUCAGACAAUUCACCUCCAGUCCCUUGCACUUGAACGUUGCAACUGGUUAACCGGAGAGAGCAUCCGAGAGUUCCUUAUCGAUUCCCCAUGUACUCACACAAUUCGCGAGUUGAGUCUUUAUGGAGACGGAACCUUCCCUUCAUCGUUGAGCGAAGAUGACAUGCGCGAUAUCUUCGCUUGCGCACCUUGCUUCCGUUCCGGCGAGAUGACCUACUUAGAUCUCUCAAGUUCACCCGUGACGAGGCAAAUGUUACUCGAAGUUGCAACUGCGCAACCCAGCCUUCGUUCCUUAGGCUUAUCACACAUCCGGAACCUCGAACUCUCCGCCAUCGCCCAAUUCCUCCGUACCAAAGCUCCUUACGUCGAAAUCCUCACCUUGGUAAACACGUCACCAGAAUUAGGCUAUGGCAAUGACCAUGUCUCAGCACGCCAUGCGACGAUCGCGCUACAUGCACAGAUUAUUCGACCUCUUUGUACACCGCCAUUUACGUUCAGUCUUACGACAUCUACCGUGAAGGCCGAGCCUCCAACUCGAUUGAGAGUCGUGGAACUUGCGCCGCCGCUUCUGGCUGGAUUAGGCAUGGGCGCAGAUUCGUGGAGAAUUGUGAAGAGUAAGGGAGGUCGGGGGUGGUAUGCGGAUACCGCAAGCGGCUGGAUUGCUGAGUUAUGUGAGGCAGAAGAUUGUGAUGGGAAAACGGUACUGAGAAGGGAUUUGCCGAGGGGUCAUCCUUGGAGGAACGAACUCGAACGUUUGGCGGAUGCUAAUGGGAAUGUGAAUAGUGGAAUUGGUUGGCAUGCGAGGAAGAUGGAGGUGAGUUUGAUUGACUCGUCUUUUGGCGUUAAGAUGUGGCGUAUAAUUGACUUCACGGUGAUUUAUCUGCAGGUUCUUCAUGGCUAUGGGCUCUUGGGACGCGAAUCUGGGCUCUACGGUGCCGUGGCUUUUGCGUAUCAGGGCUGAUUUCGUCUUCUGUUUUCAUUAUUGUUGAGCCUCAGGGGUAUAUGGUUUACUGUGACAGCACUCUGGGAGAUCUUUAGAGCUUUUCACUUUUGGUUGCUGGGUUGUCCAGUGUCCUUUCUUCCCUAUUGUAUUUCUAAAAGGGACAAAUCUUGUCCACGGACAAUACUAUAACACAUAUAUAGACUGGUCAUGCAUGCUACAUAUUGUACUUAUUUUAUUGUUCUAAAUUGAAGUCAUUUGCAUAUUUUGUUGCUAUAGCCGGAAUUGGUUUUCGGCCUUCCGGAUUACCUUACCACCGUUUGGCUACUUUUGAAGUAAAAUGUGACAUGCGUGAACAACGUUGAACGGCGAUCUAGGAGUUC